GUAUCUUGCUGUGUUUGGAACUUUGGGUAGAGUUGAGAGUUCCAAUUUUCGCAUCCAGUUAUUUGCUGCGGGAGAUCGAGAAGAAACUCAGAAAACACGACAUCAUCGAGAGUGAGGCCACCAGAUGUUCCCAAUGCCUCGUCGGAGCAGGCAGCCAAUCAUUAACCUCCCGCCAGCAGAUCGAAUAUUCGAUAGGAUGCUUAUGGUUCUUAUUUAAGUUCUCUCCCAAGGUUGAAAUCAAAAUAAGGCGCCAUGGUCCGACCCAAACCUUGAAAAAAGACUCGCUCUACUUCAUUGUCCCUCAUUAAGGUUUAAUGUUUGACCACGAGUCGGAACCGACACUUCGAGAUUCGAGAACUUCUCAAGAGCGUCCGAGGUUUGGAAAUGGUGGAGUUUACAAGUUUAACUCAUUGGCAUCAUCUUGGUUCACUCUAUUUCUUCCAGAAAUUCAAUCAAUGGUGGAGCGAAUAUCGACCAUUCUGGAUCGUGCUCGGACCAACGCUCUAAUCAAUCUCGCGGCUGGCCGUGGCUGCUGCAAUUUCCAAUGGCCGCCACGGUGCCACCCGCCCAGCACUGAUAAUACUACGUACGCACUGAGUCCUGAAGCUCCUUGUCGGAUGAACUACGGAGUAUUUCGCUCGAGAUUACGGUGUAAGCCUGCAUUAUUGAGAAAGGGACGAGGUGCAUCCCCAUACCGAAGUAAUGCCGAGCCGGCCACUUUCGAAGAGAAGAUACUCUGGAAGGUAGGUGAGGCGUCCGAACCCAAAUAUAGCGUUGGACCUUCGUCCGAGAAUAUCCCACAGGAUACCGAUGAUGUAAUUUCCGCCUUUCUAUUCUGAAACCAGACGGGACUGUGCAGUGUGCAGUGACACUGUAUUCAGCACGGUCGGUGCUUGACGAGGCCGAUGAGUCUUGACUUGUUUGAGCCUUUUGAGGGGCAAAAAGGGUCGCGGAGGUCGCGGAGGCCGCAAGUCU
Aspergillus versicolor CBS 583.65 is the source of this 975-nucleotide messenger RNA. RefSeq lists its product as uncharacterized. The coding region runs from base 315 to 839 and encodes 174 amino acids. The record is from RefSeq and is a predicted model, not a curated record. Lineage: Eukaryota; Fungi; Ascomycota; Eurotiomycetes; Eurotiales; Aspergillaceae. The transcript has a single exon.